AUGAGGUGUGGUUUCAGGGAGAAAUGGUGCUCUUGGAUAGCGCAUUGCAUAUCUUUGGUUCGCUUCUCCGUUUUGGUAAAUGGCUCUCCAGCUGGCUUUUUUAGUAGCUCUCGUGGGUUGAGGCAGGGCGACCCACUAUCUCCUUUGCUCUUCUUUAUUGUCAUGGAGGCUUUGAGCAAAAUUAUCACUGCUACUGUUGAUAGAGGUUUUCUCUCAGGCUUCUCUGUGGGUUCUAGGCCUCCAGCCGUUUAUCUUGCUAAGUUUGUUUUGGUUUCGGUGGGUAAUGUGGACAACAUGGGUGAGUUGACUGGCAUCUUAGGUUGUGGGACCUCUUCUCUUCCCUUGAAGUAUCUUGGCUUUCUGCUAAGGGCUUCUUACAAGGCAAAGUCUAUUUGGGAUGUCAUUGUGGAAAAGAUGGAGCGUCGGUUGGCCAGUUGGAAACGGAUGUAUCUUUCCAAAGGCGGUAGGGUCACUCUUAUUAAGAGCACACUUUCCAACCUACCUGAGUACUGUUUGUCCCUUUUCCCCAUCCUUGCUAAUGUAAAUGGUUGUGGUGCUUUGGUAUUGAGAGAGAUGCUUAGUGGAGAAUUGUGGUGGAUUCCAAAUUUGGCUGUUUACGGGGUGGAUGGUGCUCCCACGUUCCCAUAG
This is a messenger RNA of Alnus glutinosa, 648 nucleotides long. RefSeq lists its product as uncharacterized. The transcript is spliced from 3 exons. The record is from RefSeq and is a predicted model, not a curated record. The coding region runs from base 1 to 648 and encodes 215 amino acids. Lineage: Eukaryota; Viridiplantae; Streptophyta; Magnoliopsida; Fagales; Betulaceae.